This is a messenger RNA of Scomber japonicus (chub mackerel), 1016 nucleotides long. It is a transcript of the gene f8a, whose product is annotated as coagulation factor VIII associated. Lineage: Eukaryota; Metazoa; Chordata; Actinopteri; Scombriformes; Scombridae. The transcript is spliced from 12 exons. Gene Ontology annotation, cellular component: early endosome. Gene Ontology annotation, molecular function: protein binding. Bases 11 to 964 code for a protein of 317 amino acids. Gene Ontology annotation, biological process: vesicle cytoskeletal trafficking. The record is from RefSeq and is a predicted model, not a curated record.
UGCAUCGAUCAUGGCUGCAGAGGGAGACUUUCUGGCGAGAUACCGAGCUGUAUCAAAUAAACUGAAGAAGCGUUUUCUUCGGAAGCCCAAUGUGGCAGAGGCGAGUGAGCAGUUUGGUCAGUUAGCUAAGGAACUGAAGCAGCAGGACUGCCUGCAGUAUGCUGCCUUCUGUAACCUGGCCAUGGCUCGGUGUGAGCAGACUCUCUUUAACGCUCCUGGAGAGGCCCUGGCGUUAACCGACGCCGCCCGCCUCUUUCUCUCGUCUGAGAAGGAGAACAGGGCCCUGCAGGCUCCGGGCUUUGAUGAGCACCUUCAGGCUGCACUCAACUGUUACAGCUUUGCCAUCAAGGUGUACAUCGAGAUGAAUCAGCCUGUGAUGGCAGCCAGCUUGUGUCUUGAACUUGGCAAUGCGCUCAAGGAGAUGAACAGACCAGGAGAGGCUAUAGUUCACUAUCAGAGGGCGGCAGAGUUGCAGACCCAGACGCCGAUUGAAGUUCUGCUGUCAAUGGGAGAAAUGGCUACAUGUAAAAUUCUCACACGUGACUACGAUGGUGCGCUGUCAGUGUUCACAGAGAUGCAACUUAUAUGCCAGGAGAGAGGACUGCAGCUACCAGGCACCAGCACCCCUGUUGGGGCUUUUCUGGACAUUGUGGCAAAAUGUGAGCUCUCCAGAGUAUUAUUGCUGAUGUUGCUUGAGCCUCCACCUCAGAAGCUGCUACCAGAACAUGCACAGACUCUGGAGAGAUACGCCUGGGAGUCUUUUGACCCUCACAGCCAAGUGACUUUCCUGCCCGAGAAUGUUUUCCUCCUCCUGCAGUCAGUCGUGAUGGCGUGUCAGGAGAAAGACACAGAAUCCCUCAAGUCUCUUCAGACUGAGUUAUGGCCAUUCCUGACUGCUGAGCAAAAUCACCUUCUCCACCUGGUGGUUCAGGAGCGCAUCACGCCGUCUGGCCAAGGCAUUUAGUACAGUCCAGUUUUUACUCACUUCCUCUGGGAACAAUACUUUAUAUAAUGGA